AUGAUAAAGCUUGAAGUUCGCGAAGGUUAUGAAGAUCUUCGUUAUCAUACGGUAAACACCACCGAACCGUCAGCAAAUAUUGUUACAAAUUCAUUCCCUGUACUUUUCACUCUUGCACAAGCGCAAUUUUCGUCAAGACAAAACCUGAAACGUUUAGUUAAAUACCAUCUUUCCUAUAAUGAUUAUCCACCAAUACCGGUCGACUUGAGUUUUGCCUCAUUGUGCGUCAAAAUCAAAAAAUGA
Didymodactylos carnosus is the source of this 243-nucleotide messenger RNA. The record is from the annotation of a GenBank genome assembly. Lineage: Eukaryota; Metazoa; Rotifera; Eurotatoria; Philodinida; Philodinidae.